GCACUGGUCGUAGCGUGCGAAGCUGGACACGUGGAGAUCGCCCAGUUGCUGGUUGAGAGUGGAGCGGAUGUUGAGUUUAAGAAUGAGCACGGCAGGACACCAUUGUCCGUGGCAGCCCAAAGUGGCCACGCGGCUGUUGUCCAGCUGCUUCUUGACCGAGGUGCGUCAGUCGACUGCGUCGACGACGGUGGUCUCACUCCGCUGGUUUAUGCUGCAGGACUUGGCCAUAUUGACGUGGUGAAA
Phytophthora sojae is the source of this 243-nucleotide messenger RNA. RefSeq lists its product as hypothetical. The transcript has a single exon. The annotation marks the transcript as partial. The record is from RefSeq and is a predicted model, not a curated record. Gene Ontology annotation, molecular function: protein binding. Lineage: Eukaryota; Oomycota; Peronosporomycetes; Peronosporales; Peronosporaceae.